CACUGCAGGUUGUGUGGGAUGGUGCAAAAGGUGCAUAUAAAGCAGUAGAGAAAGUUUUCCAUCUGCACUUGGGCAGAACAGCAGGAGAAUAGUGAGGUGGAAAACUCAAACCCAAAGGGCUCCUUUGGCAGAGAAAAUGCCUCCCCAAUCGGGUGCUAGUGUGGGAAAGCCAGAACCCGGUUCAGACGUUGGACAGUUUUUCACCUGGGGGGAGAUAGAACUCCGCUCUGGCAAGGGUAAAUCCAAGGAAGACAAAUGGCUCGUCAUCAAUAGGAAAGUCUAUGAUGUUAGUCAGUUCUUCCGGCGGCACCCUGGAGGAAUGAGUGUCAUCAGUCACUAUGCGGGACAAGAUGCCACGGAUGCUUUUACAGCUUUCCACAAGAAUGAGACUCUAGUGAAGAAAUACAUGAAUUCGCUGCUAAUUGGAGAACUGGCACCUGAUCAAUCCAGCUGUGAGCCCACCAAAAAUGAAAUGCUCAUCAGUGACUUCCGUGAGCUACACGAUUCAGUGAAGAAGACAGACCUCCUGAAGACCAGUUAUCCUUUCUUCAUCUUCAUGUUUCUCCAUGCUUUCUUGCUGGACAUUGCAGCCUGGCUUAUCAUCUGGUACUUUGGAUAUUCUUGGAGAACUUUCCUUGCCGGUGUUGCAGCAUUUACCAUAGCACAGAACCAGUAUGGGUAUCUUCAGCAUGACCUUGGGCAUGUUUCAGUCUUUCAGAAGCCCAAGUGGAAUAGACUGGCUCACCUCGUCGUGGCAGGCGUCCUUAAGGUAAUGCUAAGAUUGGUUAGGAAUUUAGGAAUUUAUCACACCAAACAGGCAAAUCACAAUUACAGAAGGAUGAGCAUCAUUGCCUUGCUACUUCAUCACACUAGAAAACUUGGGAAAAAAAAGAAGAAAUAUAUGCCUUACCAGCACCAGCACAAAUACUUCAUUCUCUUAGCCCCAAUUACGUUCGUUGUUUUUGUCCAAGUGAUUAUAUUCCGCUUUGCGAUUCAGAGGAAAAAAUGGUUGGAACUCCUUCUUGUUGUGUUGUACAAUAUUCGUGUCUGCCUCAUGUACAUUCCUUUGAUGGGAUUCAAGAGUUUCAUGGCAUUCUACUGGCUGGCCAGGUUUUUAGAAAGCAACUGGUUUCUCUGGAUCUCCCAGAUGAAUCACAUCCCAAUGAACAUUGACUAUGACCAGAAUUUAGACUGGGUCUCUGCCCAGCUUGCAGCAACGUGUAAUGUGGAUCAGUCCUGGUUCAAUGACUGGUUGAGUGGGCACUUGAAUUUCCAGAUUGAGCAUCACCUUUUUCCAACCAUGCCUCGACAUAACUAUUGGAAAGUGGCUCCUCUGGUGAAGUCUCUCUGUGCCAAGCAUGGUGUUAAGUACCAGUGCAAACCUUUGCUCACAGCCUUUGCGGACAUAUUGCGGACUCUGAAGGAAUCAGGGGAGUGCUGGCAGGAUGCUUAUUUCCACUGAUAAGAAGAAGCUUUCAGAAAGAAUCAGCAUGCUGAGUGGCGUUCUCCUAAUGCAGAAAAUGGAUGAAAUCCAUUAGUAUUUAUUUAAAUAUGCAUUCAGAUUCAUGUGGAUUUUCCCUUUUUACUGCAACUCCCAGCAGCCCCACUCAGUAUAGCCAGUGGAAAGGAAUGGUGGGAGUUGCAGUCCAACAACUGAAGCCUCACAAUUAUUAACCCCAGUCUAAAGCCUAGCAGAAUGGAGACAAUGUUCCAUAUCCCACUAAGCUCAACACAUCUGGCUUGGAAAAUCACAAAGGGAUAGGGAGACUUCUGUAUAGGUCAACUCCACAGAAACAAUUUGAGGAACUUAUGGCAAUUUUGAUCUGCUACUUUUGUGUAGAAUGUAAUGCUGGAUUCCCUCUGAAGGGAUGUGAGAUCCAGUGGAAAUGUGGUAAAGUAUAAAUAUGUACCUCCAAAAUCUGCUCCAAUUUUUGGCCAGCUCCAAAGGCUACAAGGGAAGAGAAGGAUAUUGUAUUGUGCUUGUGCUGUAAAGCCAACAUGACAAUGGCUUUCAGUCCUUUUAAAUGUUGGUACUGUUCUGUGUAGAAGCCACAAGGGGGCACUAGA
This is a messenger RNA of Anolis sagrei ordinatus, 2067 nucleotides long. The record is from RefSeq and is a predicted model, not a curated record. NCBI's taxonomy places the organism in Eukaryota, Metazoa, Chordata, Lepidosauria, Squamata, Anolidae.